AUGGCACUCCCGGCUCUCACAUCGCACCACGUCAAUUACUUGAUAUGGAGGUACCUUCAAGAAUCAGGCCAUGGCGAAGCUGCUGUGACACUUCAACGCGCCUGGAAUCGUGAUCCGCAGACUUUACCCUUUGCUCCCUAUAUUCGCACCCAUGCGCUAGUGUCCCUCGUCCAGAAGGGUCUCCAGUACCACGAACUUGAACAGUCGCUCGACAAGGCACGUCAUCUGGAGGGUAAUUCUGUCCCAAUUGAGCCCUCAAAUUAUUUCUUUGGUCCGAAACCCUUUGAUCCGGAGAAGCAACAAGGUCCAAGCGAAGCAAGCAUUAGCGCAGACCAGCCGCCAACCUCGCCGACAGGCAAGGUUGCGCGGGAUGGGGUCGUGAUCAACGGUCAUUCGACCGCCGAAAUCGCCGCUCCGCAGACUGUCAAGGCGUCCCGCAAAGGCGAUCGCACGGAAACCAAUGGAGACGAAGUCUCUAUGGACGUCGAUUCCGCAAACGGCAUCGCUAAUGAGAGCAAACCAGAGACCACAGAAUCACCAUCAGUAGAAGAAGCAGCUAACGUGGAUGGCGACGGGGAUGUGAAUAUGGAGAUCCAACCGGUUUUGCAGGACCAGGAACCAAGCGCGGCGCCGACUUUUACCCUGACCACCGGAAACAGCGUGGGCGUCCAGAUCACCCCCGCCAAGGCCGCUGAUCUCAGCCCCGACACCGCCAUCAUCGAUGUGGCUAGUGAUGAGCACGUGACUACAACCAUCUGGCGGCCACAGGACCCUACAGUAGUUGUUGCAGCCGGGGACACCUUCUGCAGCCUAUACAAGCUGUCUUCCACUUCCUCUCCGGUGCAAGAAAAACUCGUCGAGAACAAGGGGGACAAUGUGUGGGUUUCCGCGGUAGCAUGGGACCCUCUUGGCCAGAAAUUGGCUGUUGCGACUUACAAUGACAUGCGCGGCUCUAUCACCAUGUACGACGUGGACGGAAACGCUGUGGAUCUCUUGCCCGAAGUUCCCAGAAUGAUCUCAGGCUUGAAAUGGGCAGAUAAUGGUUCGCAACUGAUUAUUGUCGCCUCGGAUAGCAAACUGUCGGAACUCGUUCUUUGGGACGACUCAUUACGGCCGGAAGAGUUCCCUACUCCGCAAAUAGUCGACGACUCAAUACUUGACGUGACUUGGCUUGGAAGUUCACAGGCUUUUGCUUGCGGCGGUAUGUCGGUAUACCAAUGCGACAUCAAAUCCAGUAUUCAUCUUUCCAAAACCUACUCUUCUGGUGACUCCGAUCAUCCCUGGACAUUCAUUCGCUGUGCAAACGCAGGUUCUUCGCCUGUGGCUGUCGCAGCGUCAUCUUCCAACGCCUCUUUUUGGAUCCCAACUCACGACAUGCACUUGAAACAUGCUCAUGAUGGCCAUAUCACCGCCAUUCAAAUCAAACCCAACCCCUCCGAGCAACCUAAUCAGCCACUCAUUCUUGCCUCGUCCUCCACCGACGAUACAGUAAAGCUGUGGCAUAUCGACCUGGAAGAUAAGAAAUUUGACUGCAUACACAGUUUGUCACUUGGUCAAUCCUCGCCUGUUCUUGCAAGUUGUUUCUCGCCCGACGGGUACGCUCUAGCUGCCGCUAGCAAGGAGUCUUUAUCAAUCUGGAAUGCCCAGCGUGGUGGCACUGCUAUGGCUACAUGGAAGUCCCCGAGCGCGCACCACGCCGAGCCAGAGGAAGGGGAGGUUCCUACUGUGAACGGGCACAAUGGUAACAUAGAAGAAGUGCAGGAUCGCUCGUUAACUUGGGACGCAGACGGGAAGAAGUUGGCAUUCGGGUUUGGCAGUAAGUUGGCAAUCAUAAAUCUGCAACGAUGA
This is a messenger RNA of Aspergillus mulundensis, 1848 nucleotides long. Its product is annotated as WD40 repeat domain-containing protein. The transcript has 5 exons. The record is from RefSeq and is a predicted model, not a curated record. Gene Ontology annotation, cellular component: Set3 complex. Gene Ontology annotation, biological process: regulation of transcription by RNA polymerase II. Gene Ontology annotation, molecular function: protein binding; transcription corepressor activity. NCBI's taxonomy places the organism in Eukaryota, Fungi, Ascomycota, Eurotiomycetes, Eurotiales, Aspergillaceae. Bases 1 to 1848 code for a protein of 615 amino acids.